AUGGCGUCAAGUCUCACCAAAUCAACAACGGCGAGGCUGGUUACACAGAGCACCCUGUCGAUCGCCAGGAGGAGCGAGUGUGCUCGGUGCUUCGCGACAAGCGUUGAGUCAAGCAAAGCUGCGUGCGCUCAUCGCUGGGCGGGCUACGCCUUCGCUAGGAAACUUGAUCCGGCCAAGUAUGAAAGAAUAAUUAUCUCGCCGCGCUCCUAUUUUGUCUUCACCCCCCUCUUGGCCUCGACGUCCGUCGGCACGCUCGAAUUCAGGACGAUCUUGGAGUCAGUCCGCAGGCUGGGGGAUGUUGAGUUCCACCAGGGCUGGGCAGAUGAUAUAGACUUCUCUCGCAAGCUUAUACGUGUAGAGGAGAACCAGGCAGACGACCUUUCCAGCCAGACCAUCUUACCGCCUCCCAAGAAGAAUCCCGAGAGCAAUGAGAUUCAAGUCGAGCCGCCGCAAAUCCCCAAGGGGCCAGUAAUGAAUGUUGGUUACGACAAGCUCGUCAUUGCUGUUGGCGCUUACAGUCAAACCUUCGGAAUCGACGGUGUUAGACAGCAUGCUCAUUUCUUGAGAGAUAUUGGAGACGCGAGGAGGGUUCGCUUGAGAGUGUUGUCGUUAUUUGAGCAGUGCUCAAGUCCGACCAUCUCUGAAGAGAACCGCCACAAAUUACUUCACUUUGCUGUUGUAGGCGGCGGGCCAACUGGUAUAGAAUUUGCAGCCGAACUCCACGAUCUCAUCCACGACGACCUCUCCAAGAUCUACCCCGACCUCGUGAAAUAUGCAAAAAUAACCGUAUACGAUAUUUCCCCCAAGAUACUGCCUAUGUUCGACCAAGCACUCGCUUCCUACGCCAUGAGAGCCAUCCAGAAGCAGAACAUCGAUAUCAAGACCGCUCAUACCAUACAGCGCGUGCGGCCCGACACGGACAGCACUGGCGGCCUGAAGAUCAAGAUCAAGGAGUAUGGCGACGAGGAGGUUGGCGCCGGCAUCGUGGUAUGGAGCACAGGGCUGAUGCAGAACCCUCUCAUCGAGAAGCUCAUGAGCAAGAGCCUGUCAGGCGCAUUGCCCGUCGAGGGGCAGGAGGCGCCGCGGGAGUUCAGGCUGGAGAGAGACAGCAAGACCGGCGGGAUCAUCACUGACGGCCGGUUCCGCGCACAGCUGGCUGACUCCACCGCUCUGAAGGGGGACAACACCGCCACCAACGGGCCGGCCGCGGGCCUGCAGACGCAGAUCCUGAACGACGUGUUCGUCAUCGGCGACUGCGCCGUCAUCUCGGACCAGCCGACGCUCCCCAAGACGGCCCAGGUGGCGUCGCAAGAAGCCUCUUAUCUCGCGAAGGCGCUGAACAAGGGGUCGAUGGAGGAGGAGAAGCCGUUCGCCUUCCGCAACCUGGGCACGAUGACUUAUCUGGGCAACUGGAAGGCACUUUUCCAGGGAACUUCAGGCGACCUGACUGGGUUUAUGGCCUGGGUGCUGUGGCGAGGAGCCUACCUAACAAAAUCUAUGAGCUGGAAGAAUAAGCUACUGAUUCCUGUAUAUUGGUUUGUGUCUUGGGUCUUCGGCCGGGACAUAUCUCGCUUUUGA
Molecule: messenger RNA, 1578 nt
Organism: Diaporthe amygdali
Lineage: Eukaryota; Fungi; Ascomycota; Sordariomycetes; Diaporthales; Diaporthaceae
Product: external NADH-ubiquinone oxidoreductase 1
Exons: 7
Coding region: 1-1578 (525 amino acids)
Molecular function (GO): NADH dehydrogenase activity
Source: RefSeq, a predicted model, not a curated record